CGCCCGUUUGUGCGGCUGGAGAUGUCGUCCAGCGAGGAAGAGGUGGCCCUGCCCAAGAGCAAGCCCACCGAGAAGGGCAAUGCGGCAUUGUUCAGCGAUGACGACGACGAGAUCUCUGAUGUCGAGACGAAGGCACCUACCGUAUCUGACGACAAGAAGGCCGCUGCCGACGAUGGUGGGUCUGACAAUGGCGAAGACAUGGCCGACUUGUUUGGGUCCGACUACGAAUCCGAAGAAGAAUUCAAAGCAUCGGGAAUCAAAGAAGAUCCUGUUCGGGACACCGAUCGCGACAGCCCCGAGCCAACCUCCACCAAUUCGAGCACUGCAUCGACGCGCGCUUUCAACGGAAGCAACACGCGGGAAGUCGACGAUGUCCACCACGAUGAGUUGAGCAUCCCAAAAGGCCCCAAAGCCCCGAAGAAGACAAACCUGUUCUUCACUCGUCCCCCGAACGUCCUCCGCUUCGUGCCGGAUGCAUUCACGACGGAAAGCAUCAAGAAGGAAAAGGAAGAAACUGGUGACGAAGGCAUUUACCGCAACUACGUUCGUUGGCGAUACAAGUUAGAUGCAAGCGGUCGCAUCAUGGUGGACCCCAAGACGGGCCUCCCCAUGCGCGAAACAAACUCGCGCAUCGUGAAGUGGGAGGACGGGAGCUUUACCAUGUGCGUGGGGGACGAAGUGCUCACGCUGACGCAGCAAAAGGUCGCCAACUCGUUUGUUUUUGUCAACGAGCAAUCGACUGACGAAACCGUGCUCGAGUGCCAUGGCCGCGUCAAGUCGAAACUCACCAUCCGCCCGAUCUCGACGGCGUCGUCGUCGCAUCAGAGUCUCAAGAUGUCCAUGCGCGCGCGCCACAACAAGGCCGUGGUCCGCAUCCAAGAGUACGUGUCCGAAAUCGACGGCACACUCGACAAAGAACAGCGCGCCGCGGUCAAGCAGGAGCAGAUGCGGUUGGAGAACCGCAAGAAACAGCGCCAGGGAUACGAGUAUGACCGCGACCGGUCAAGUCGUCUCGACUCGAGCUUUCUGGAAGAGGGCUACGAAGACGAAGACGACAACAAUUUGUCGGCCAUCAAGCAGCAAUACGGCCACAAGGCCAAAAACAAAGCCACGUCGGCGGCGUCCCGCCGCGCCGCGCCGCGACCUGGUGGCUUGGAUGAGUACAGGCAGCAGAAGCAGGAGCAACGCCAUCGCGCCGUCGAAGUGGACGACGACGAUGACGAAGAUGACGAAGACAUGAUUCCGCACACGUCGGCGUCCAAGCGCCGACGCACCGUCGACGAAGACUCGGAUUAAUCAACGCAUUAUGGACAAUCCGUUGGUCGU
Molecule: messenger RNA, 1326 nt
Organism: Aphanomyces invadans
Lineage: Eukaryota; Oomycota; Saprolegniomycetes; Saprolegniales; Verrucalvaceae
Exons: 5
Coding region: 22-1296 (424 amino acids)
Biological process (GO): positive regulation of transcription elongation by RNA polymerase II; transcription elongation by RNA polymerase II
Cellular component (GO): Cdc73/Paf1 complex; nucleus
Molecular function (GO): RNA polymerase II C-terminal domain phosphoserine binding
Source: RefSeq, a predicted model, not a curated record